Messenger RNA from Entelurus aequoreus (snake pipefish), 6734 nucleotides. It is a transcript of the gene mab21l1, whose product is annotated as mab-21-like 1. NCBI's taxonomy places the organism in Eukaryota, Metazoa, Chordata, Actinopteri, Syngnathiformes, Syngnathidae. The record is from RefSeq and is a predicted model, not a curated record.
CAUUCCACUCUGCGCAAAAGCAUGCGCACUUUUUCUGCGCGCACAUGACAGCCGGCAGGGACUUUUUCCUCUCUUAUAAUAACAAUAAUAAUAAUAGUAAUAAUAAUAAUAAUGCUGACGUGCAUGCAUUUUUAAGCUGACUAGAGAGUGCGCUCCGUCUUCUAAAUAGACUUUCCCCCCCCCCCCCUUUUUUUUCUUUUAAAAAGCUGCCUUUUCUUCUCUAAAAUUGGCUCCCGUACAAACAGCCGCGUUGGAUCCGUCGGCGUACUGCGAGACUCCGGUGUACAACCCGGAUCUCUGCCCCAACAUGAUCGCCGCGCAGGCCAAGCUGGUGUACCACCUCAACAAAUACUACAACGAGUGCCAGUCCCGCAAGGCGGCCAUCUCCAAGAGCAUCCGCGAGGUGUGCAAGGUGGUGUCGGACGUGCUGAAGGAGGUGGAGGUGCAGGAGCCGCGCUUCAUCAGCUCGCUCAGCGAGAUGGACAACCGCUUCGAGGGCCUGGAGGUCAUCUCGCCCACCGAGUUCGAGGUGGUGCUCUACCUCAACCAGAUGGGCGUCUUCAACUUCGUGGACGACGGCUCGCUGCCGGGCUGCGCCGUGCUGAAGCUGAGCGACGGCCGCAAGCGGAGCAUGUCCCUCUGGGUGGAGUUCAUCACCGCCUCCGGCUACCUCUCGGCGCGCAAGAUCCGCUCCCGCUUCCAGACGCUGGUGGCGCAGGCGGUGGACAAGUGCAGCUACCGCGACGUGGUGAAGAUGGUGGCGGACACCAGCGAGGUGAAGCUGCGCAUCCGGGACCGCUACGUGGUGCAGAUCACGCCCGCCUUUAAGUGCACCGGCAUCUGGCCGAGGAGCGCCGCGCACUGGCCGCUGCCGCACAUCCCCUGGCCGGGGCCCAACCGGGUGGCGGAGGUCAAGGCGGAGGGCUUCAAUCUCCUCUCCAAGGAGUGCUACUCGCUCAACGGCAAGCAGAGCUCGGCCGAGAGCGACGCCUGGGUGCUGCAGUUCGCCGAGGCCGAGAACCGCCUGCUGCUCGGCGGCUAGAAGAAGUGCCUCUCGGUGCUGAAGACGCUGCGGGACCGCCACCUGGAGCUGCCGGGCCAGCCGCUCAACAACUACCACAUGAAGACUCUGGUCUCCUACGAGUGCGAGAAGCACCAGGAGUCGGACUGGGACGAGAACUGCUUGGGGGACCGCAUGAACGGGAUUCUAUUGCAGCUCAUCUCCUGUUUGCAGUGCCGGAGGUGUCCGCACUACUUCCUGCCCAGCCUGGACCUCUUCCAGGGCAAGCCGCACUCGGCCCUGGAGAACGCCGCCAAGCAGACGUGGCGGCUGGCGAGAGAAAUACUGACCAACCCCAAGAGCUUGGAGAAACUCUGAGGUAACAACCAGGAGACAACAAAAAAAAACCCAGUCCUAAUUCUUAUCAGGACGCAUUUUUUUUUAAAUAAUCCCCCCCCAAAAAAUGUUCCAAACACACACAUGUACAUUUAUACUGUAAAUGUCUUCAUAUUUGUGGUAACAGAUUUGUGAAUGUUGUUCUGUGACACCUGUUUGGAAUAUUAAUUUAUAUAUCCAGUCUGUCCUUUUAUUCCAGUUUACAUUUUGAGUGUCAAACAUUCCAUCAAUUUACUUGAAUUUAUUUUAAUUUAAGGUACUUUUUAUUGGCUGUUGUUUUUGUUUUUUUUUAAUAUAUAUUAUAUAUAUUUCCUCUGCCGUGCUUUUUUAGUCACAAGAUUUGUUUUCUACAAAAAAAAAUGACAACCUAUAAUAAAUAUAGUAAAUAUAUAUUACGUUCAAAUUGAAAAAGAAAUGCACUUGAAAAAAAAAAACACUGGAUUAUAACAUCUGUGAUCUGUUUUGUUUUUAAUUGUCCUCACUUUAUUUAAAGAGCUAAUAAAAACGAGUUGUUAUAUAAUUGUUGGCUUUUAUUAAACGUGUUUUAAAAAACUAUAAAUAAAACAACUUGAAUUUAGACGUGUUGCAUGAAAUUCACUAAUGUGCAUUAAAUAAGGCCAAUGCAUUUGCACGAAAUUACCAUCGUUGCGGCUUUUUUUUUACGCGUCCUAAAACGCAAGCUUACCUUUGGGCUGACUCGUUUAAAGGCCGGCUCUUCCUCGUCCACCUCGAAGUAGAUUUCGCUGGUGGUGAUGGACAAAGUCCCCUUGGCCACCAGGCCUGGCGCGACCAGCUGGGCCGGGCUGCUCAGAACCACUGCGCCUGUGUGGGUCGGAUAUAUUCCAAGUAAAAAUUCAUAUGUGCAAAUAAUGGAGUAUCCAAAAAAUACUCCGUGAUUUUUUUAUUUUUUUUUAGCAUUUAGUACAAUUUUAACUGUGCAGUGUGUGCAUCGUCAAUUAAAAAUACAAAUGUCUGCAAAACGUUAUGACAAUGUGUGCCUGCAGCACCAACAUGCACUGGUGCAGAAACAAGAAAAUUACCUAUAAUUGUUUUGCAAAAAAGUGCAGCACACACGCAUGAAAAAGGACAAAUUAUGCGGGGGAAAAAAAUAAAAAUUCACUAUAAUUUUGUUUUCAAAACAGUGAAGCACAAAUGCAAAAUAGGAUACAUUAUGCAGAAAAAAAAAAAGAAAAUUCACGAUAAUUGUUUUGCAAAAAAGUGCAGCACACAUGCAUAAAAAAGGACACAUUAUGAAGGAAGAAAUUAAAAUUCAUUAUAAUUGUUUAUCAAAAGGUGCAGCCCAUAUGCAAAAGAGGACAAUGUGCAGGGAAAAAAAAAGAAAAUUCACUGUAAUUGUUUUGCAAAAAAUUGCAGCACACAUGCAUAAAAAAAGGACAAAUUAUGCAGAAAAAAGAACAUUCACUGUAAUUGUUUUGCAAAAAAAGUGCAGCACAUGCAAAAAAGGACAUAACAUGCAGGAAAAAAAGAAAAUUCACUGUAAUUGUUUUGCAAAAAAGUGCAGCACAUGCAAACAAGGACAUGGGUUCUGAACCGAGGAUGUCGUUGUGGCUUGUGCAGCCCUUUGAGACACUUGUGAUUUAGGGCUAUAUAAAUAAACAUUGAUUGAUUGACAUAAUAUGCAGGAAAAAAAGAAAAUUCACUGUAAUUGUUUUGAAAAAAAGUGCAGCACACAUGCAAAAAAGGACAUCAUAUGCAGAUAAAAACAACAUGCACGGUAAUUGUUUUGCAAAAAAAGUGCAGCACAUGCAAAAAAGGACAUAACAUGCAGGAAAAAAAGAAAAUUCACUGUAAUUGUUUUGCAAAAAAGUGCAGCACAUGCAAACAAGGACAUGGGUUCUGAACCGAGGAUGUUGUUGUGGCUUGUGCAGCCCUUUGAGACACUUGUGAUUUAAGGCUGUAUAAAUAAACAUUGAUUGAUUGAUUGAUUGACAUAAUAUGCAGGAAAAAAAAGAAAAUUCACUGUAAUUGUUUUGCAAAAAAGUGCAGCACACAUGCAAAAAAGGACAUAAUAUGCAGAUAAAAACAACAUGCACGGUAAUUGUUUUGCAAAAAAAAAGUGCAGCACAUGCAAACAAGGACAUAAUAUGCAGGAAAAAAAGAAAAUUCACAGUAAUUGUUUGGCAAAAAAGUGCAGCACACAUGCAAGAAAAAAGACAUAAUAUGCAGGGGAAAAAAAGAAAAUUCACUGUAAUUGUUUUGCAAAAAAGUGCAGCACAUGCAAACAAGGACAUGGGUUCUGAACCGGGGAUGUCGUUGUGGCUUGUGCAGCCCUUUGAGAUACUUGUGAUUUAGGGCUAUAUAAAUAAACAUUGAUUGAUUGAUUGAUUGACAUAAUAUGCAGGAAAAAAAAGAAAAUUCACUGUAAUUGUUUUGCAAAAAAGUGCAGCACACAUGCAAAAAAGGACAUAAUAUGCAGAUAAAAACAACAUGCAUGGUAAUUGUUUUGCAAAAAAAAAGUGCAGCACAUGCAAACAAGGACAUAAUAUGCAGGAAAAAAAGAAAAUUCACUAUAAUUGUUUUGCAAAAAAGUGCAGCACACAUGCAAGAAAAAAUACAUAACAUGCAGGAAAAAAAGAACAUUCACUGUAAUUGUUUUGCAAAAAAAGUGCAGCACAUGCAAACAAGGACAUAAAAUGCAGAAAAAAUAGGACAUUCACUAUAAUUGUUUUGCAAAAAAAAGUGCGGCACAUGCAAACAAGGCCAUAACAUGCAGGAAAAAAAGAAAAUUCACUAUAAUUGUUUUGCAAAAAAAGUGCAGCACACAUGCAUGAAAAAGAACAUAAUAGGCAGAAAAAAAGAAAAUUCCCUGUAAUUGUUUUGCAAAAAAGUGCAGCACAUGCAUGAAAAAGGAUAAUCUAAAAGAAGAUGCAAACAGUUAACUGCAUUGCACUGCAUCAAAAUGCUGCCUUCAAGUUUACAUCAGUUGAUCUUAUCACACCGUUAUUGUGCAUUGUUCACCCCUGACUGUAGAGCCAAGAUAUUUAUCGAUCCCUUAAAGUCAAGAGGAGCCACUUCAGCCUAACAUCCAUCUUCAUUUGCGUCGCAGGGCCAAUUAUGGCUGAUAGUGUUACAGGACACAAGUGGAUUUGGGGCUCUCUGAUCCCUCCAUGCCGGAGCUGCAACCCCCAACCCAUACCAGCAUCCAUGCACCCCCAUCACUAACUACAUGCACUAAGACGGAAUUUGCUCGGUGCUUUAUUUUUGCUGAUGCUAUCUGUUUAUAUCACGCUGGAGUGAAUACUGCACACACCUCAUUACAGUAUUUCACCUUGUAAACAUCCAAGUGACGUCAUUGGAGGUAAUCCCAUUGAUAAGAAGCAUAUUCUUUUAUUAUGUUACGCAUGCAUUGUGACUGUACUUUCAAUUUAAAGGUUGACGCUUUAUGUGAUGAACUACAGACACACACACACACACACACUUAAAUACACAUGCACAAGCCUGAAGCAGUGCAGCCAUUGCUCAUGCAGAGGAAGAGGAUUAGGCUGCAUAAUCCCCUCAGAGAUCCUUCCAUAAUUAGGCGAUAUGGCAUUAAAAUGUUUACACAAGAAUAAUGAAAUUAAGCGCAAGUUAACACAGGCUUGGGGAGCGUAUGUAGGUUAAAUUCCCGGGCAGUCUUCGGAUUAUCGGUGCACAUGUUAGUCCGAGGGGGGAAUUUGCUGCAAGGGAAGAACAUGUCUCAUUCCGGCUGCAGUGUAUUUUUGGGCGAUGGGGUUAUAUUAUGGGAGUAAUUCAUCCUGCCUAUGAAAAUGCACACAAAGUUUGACAGCGACAAAAGGUGACACGGACACUUCUUUAGGUACAUCUGUACUUUCUACACACUACAGUAGAGCCAUCGGAAACACUAGAGUGAGGCUGAGUGUGUUAUUGUCGCUUCAGUCCGCCUACAUCGUACAGGGAAACAUAUCCUUACAAAUGAAAAUGUAAAAUAUUCUGUGGUUCUCCAACCACAAUAAAUCCGAUUUUUAUCUUCGAUAGCCUUACACUGUGGAAUCUUGAAAAAGUGUACUUAAUGAAGUGUCUUAAUGCUUUUUGCUCAUGAUCAAUGAUUUGAUCACAUUUAAAAUCCCCAUUCAGGCUGAAUAAAACAUGCACUCAGAUUAUUUAGGAAAAAAUACAUAAAACCUCAGAAUUAUUUAGUUUUCCAUUUUUUUUUUUUUUUUUCAAAAUAAAAUGUCAGGUUUAUAUUUCUAUUGUCCUCAUAGAAUGUAAAAUCCGUGUGCUUUUGUAAAACGCAGACAUUCAAAUUCUCUUUUGAGUCUUUUAAUUUCUAGUGAAAACUGCAUUUUGUAAAAGAAAACAUGUACAAAAAAAAAAAAGGAUAGACUUGGUAAGACUUCACUUUUUUGUUGAUUAAGCAUGGCUAAAUGAAAAAAUACCCUAAACUUUGUUGUUAUACUGAAGUUGACAAAGAAAAUAGUCUAAGAAUCAAUAUUUUUUAUUUUCAGUCUGGCUCAUAUGCGCCUUUAUGAUGUUCUGGUGUGUUUAUUUUUAGAAUAUGCAGCAGGCCAAUUAAAUAAAACCAAAUUUAGACACCCCUGUUGUAGGAUGACAAACAAUGUUGUGGCACUGGAAUACAAGCCUCUAUCAUACAUCCACACAGGCUGGUUUUCAGCUGCAUGAAGACGAGGGAGCACACAAAGGGUAACGUCUAAUGCCAGCGGUUCCGUCAUUGUAGAGGGCAAACCAGGGUUUACAGCCGUCUCAGGCUCCGCCCCCUCCCCUUGGCAGGAGGCGGAGUUUGGCUGCCUGACAAGAAUCAAGUCUGGGAUCUCUCAUGAGGCCUGUUCAUGUCGGCGAUGAUAAGAUGGGAGCCAAGCAAGUACAGGGCGAUCCAAAAACUAACAAAACACUGCUAACAAUAAACAUUGUUGAGAGAAGGCCGCAGCGCCCCCGCAGGAGGGAAGGCAAAUUGCAAUUUUGAAAAAAACACUGCAAGAAAAAAUAUGUUCUAAAUGUAAAAAAUAAAUAAAAUAAAAUAAAAUUGUUUUGGCUUGUGGAACCUUUGAAUACAUUACCUUACUGUAUAAACCAGGGGUGUCACUCAUUUUAGAUUGGGAGCCACAUGGAGAAAAAUCUACUCCCAAUUGGGCCGGACUAGUAAAAUCACGGCACAAUAACUUCAAAAUAAAGACAACUUCAGAUUAUUUUCUUUGUUUAAAAAUAGAACAAGCACAUUCUGAAAUUGUACAAAUCAUAAUGUCGUUGUUUUUUUACACUUACAUGUUGCGGUUAAUAGUAUUCUAUCUUUUUUUGUCGUUAUUUACACUACCGUUCAAAAGUUUGGGGUCACAUUGAAAUGUCCUUAUUUUUGAAGGAA